Molecule: messenger RNA, 839 nt
Organism: Mauremys mutica (yellowpond turtle)
Lineage: Eukaryota; Metazoa; Chordata; Testudines; Geoemydidae
Product: HLA class II histocompatibility antigen, DR alpha chain-like
Exons: 6
Coding region: 52-828 (258 amino acids)
Biological process (GO): immune response; immunoglobulin production involved in immunoglobulin-mediated immune response; peptide antigen assembly with MHC class II protein complex
Cellular component (GO): MHC class II protein complex; membrane
Molecular function (GO): MHC class II protein complex binding
Source: RefSeq, a predicted model, not a curated record
CGCCUCCUAGUGCUGCCGGCCCCGCGCCCAGCCCAGUGCCAGGGAGAGGAGAUGGGCGCAGGACGGGGCGUCCCCAUGGCCCAGCUGGCCCUGCUCACCCUGCUGGCCCUGCCGGGCACCGGGGCGGUGAGAGUGGACCACAUGAUGUCUGAGGUGAAUAUCUACCAGAGGACGGACCCAGCCCAGCAGGAUUUUGGAGAGUACAUGCAUGAGUUCGACCAGGACGAGAUGUUCCACGUGGACCUGGAGAGGAAGGAGACCAUCUGGCGCCUGCCCGACUUUAGCAAGUUCGCCAGCUUCGAGGCGCAGCUCGCCCUGGGGAACAUGGCUGUGCUCAAGCAUAACCUGGAGUCCCUGAUCAAGAGGUCCAAUCACACACAGGCCCAGAAUGUGCCCCCUGAGGUGACCGUGUUCCCCAGAGGCCCCGUGGAGCUGGGGGAGCCCAACGUCCUGAUCUGCUUCGCGGACAAGUUCUUCCCACCGGUGCUCAGCGUGACGUGGCUGAAGAACGGGCAGGAGGUGACGGGGGGCGUCUACGAGACCGACUUCUACCCCCGCCAGGACGACUCCUUCCGCAAGUUCUCCUACCUGCCCUUCCUGCCCAGCCAGGGCGACUUCUACGACUGCCGGGUGGAGCACGGGGGGCUGGCUGAGACCUUCACGAAGCACUGGGAAGCCCAGGUGCCCAGCCCCGUCCCCGAGACCACAGAGACCCUGGUGUGCGCCCUGGGCCUGGCCGUGGGCAUCGUCGGCAUCAUCGCGGGCACCAUCCUCAUCAUCAAGGGGAUGAAGAUGAACGCCGCCCGCAACCCGCGGGGCCCCUUAUAAACACAAGCUCG